Molecule: messenger RNA, 1369 nt
Organism: Leptomonas pyrrhocoris
Lineage: Eukaryota; Euglenozoa; Kinetoplastea; Trypanosomatida; Trypanosomatidae
Product: 3-mercaptopyruvate sulfurtransferase (MST)
Exons: 1
Coding region: 263-1369 (368 amino acids)
Biological process (GO): transsulfuration
Molecular function (GO): thiosulfate-cyanide sulfurtransferase activity
Source: RefSeq, a predicted model, not a curated record
AGAACGCCAUUCUAAUUUAUCGAACAUUACUACUACUCUUCGCCUUCCUCCUCCAUUUGUUGCCUUUGCAGUUCUUAUAGUUCUCUUCAAAACAAAAUCCUCUACCCUUCUCAAUCCACUACGCAACUUAGCGCCUUUCGCUUUUGCCGCUUCCGCAGUAUCGUAUUUUGUUUCUUUCUUUCCUUUUGGGGUAAACAUACACACCCAAAGGUAUACACCUACCGAUCCACCGACACGCCACCCCUUCCCAACUCCUACACAGAUGCCCGUUGCAGCGAAGCACCCCGGCAAGGUUUUUGUCAAGGCGAGCGCGGUGAAGGACUAUCUGGGCGACUACCGCAUCUUUGACUGCCGCUACAAUUUGGCGGUGAAGGAUCAUGGCACGGUGGAGUUUGCCAAAGCACACGUGCAGGGUGCGACGCGCGUCGACGUCGACGAGGACCUGUCGGCAAUAACCAAAAGCAGCACCGCCCGGCAUCCCCUGCCGCCCUGCGAGAAGUUCAUCUCGUGGUGCAAGGCGAACGGAAUCAGCGACAAAAAACCGGUGCUGUGCUACGACGACGAAUGCGGGGCGAUGGGGGCCUGCCGCCUGUGGUGGAUGCUCGACGCGCUCGGGGUGGAGACGUACGUCGUGGACGGCGGCGCGCAGGCCUGCAAGGCGGCCGGGAUCGCGAUGGAGUCGGGAGAGCCGCCGGCGCCGCCACCGCCCACCUCGGAGUGGCCCUUCAGGACGGCCUACGCGCAUCACUACGUGGUGGGCGAGAUUCCGCCGAACGCCGUCAUCACCGACGCGCGGGUGCCGCAGCGCUUCAACUCCACGGUGCGGCCCUACGCGGCGGACCCCUUGCCCGGCCACAUCGAGGGCGCGGUGAACCUCCCGUACAACAUGCACCUCGUCCAGCCCGACGGCUACCCAGUGCUGCGUGAGGAGAGUGAGCUGCGCGAAAACAUCCUCGACGCGCUGCGCGGCAGCAUCGGCAGCGACACGGCGGGUCUGUCGAAGUGCGUCUUCUCGUGCGGCAGCGGCCUCAGUGCGUGCAUCAACAUCGCCCUGGUCCAGCAGCUCGGACUGGGCCACCCCUACCUGUACUGCGGCUCCUGGUCGGAGUACUGCGGCCUCUUCCGCUUUCCGAUGCUGCGGAGCAUCGUCAAUGACUAUGGCAUGUACAUUCAGUUGCACACCCCCAGCCUUGGCGACAACCCGAAGGCCGACGCAGCGGUUCACACCAUCGAGGUAGACGGCACACCGAGUAAGAGCCUCGAUGCGGAACUGACGAGUGCCUUGGCGCACCUCCACGCCGGCGAGAAAGGCACGGUGUACUUCAAAAGCGGACGCGUCGCCACCAUCGAGGUGAUCAAGACCGCGUGA